This is a messenger RNA of Phyllostomus discolor (pale spear-nosed bat), 901 nucleotides long. It is a transcript of the gene TEX22, whose product is annotated as testis expressed 22. The transcript is spliced from 3 exons. The coding region runs from base 443 to 898 and encodes 151 amino acids. Lineage: Eukaryota; Metazoa; Chordata; Mammalia; Chiroptera; Phyllostomidae. The record is from RefSeq and is a predicted model, not a curated record.
CUCCCCGCCCCACACCCCACUGUACCCCACUUCUCCCCCGCCCCCCACCGUACCCCAUCCUUCUCCUGCUGACCAUUGUAACCGCUGCCUGUUUCCCUCCCACCCCCGCUGUGCGGUCCCCUGACCCACGGGCGGCAGGUGGGAGGCCUGGGCCUGGACAGGGGGCGUCCCUGGGGCCACUUGCGGGAGGCGGAGCAGGACAGGGUGCAGUGGCUGCUCCAGCCUGUGGGGCCCUUGUGGAGAAAGGUGGCAGCAGGGCCUGGGGUCCCAGGUCCCCCAGGGGGCCCACCCCGCACUGUCCAGCUAGUGGCGGAAGGCGAGCCCAGCAGAGCCUGACACUGCUUCCGUCUGCCAGAGGGACGCAGGCAGCCGUGGGAGCCCAGGUGGCUCUGGGGCCCUUCCCCCUGAGCCCAGAGGUGCAGACCGGCGGGCCGCCCAGGCCAUGAGCAGCAGGAAGCCUUUGCUUGCAGACCCCCACAGGGAGAAGUCGGGGCCACAGCUGCCCCAAGGGCCCAGACUGGCCUCUCCCUCCCCCGGCCCCACUGACACCUGGGGCCAGCCCGGGCCCCAGAGCAGCAGCCAGCAGGCACCGGAGACUCAGGACUGGGUGAGCGAACCCCAGGAGAGCCGGGAGCCGCGCCGCCACUGGAGCCUCAGCAUCGACGAGCGGCGGCAGCGGGCCAUGCGGGGCUCCACCGGGAUCUGCACCUGCCGCCCGGACCUCCUGCGGGUCCUGACCCAGCUGGCCGACGAGGUGGUGGACAAGGACGUGCUCAUCCCCCACCCGCAGAGGCCCGCCCUGUCCACCUUCCCUGGCCGCGCCCUCCUGACCCUCGGCCUGCCUUUCUCCCGCAACGCGACUUCGGGGGCCCAGGCUUCGCGGUGCCCGCGCUCCUGAGAG